Molecule: messenger RNA, 2173 nt
Organism: Ictidomys tridecemlineatus (thirteen-lined ground squirrel)
Lineage: Eukaryota; Metazoa; Chordata; Mammalia; Rodentia; Sciuridae
Gene: Selenop
Product: selenoprotein P
Biological process (GO): selenium compound metabolic process
Cellular component (GO): extracellular region
Molecular function (GO): selenium binding
Source: RefSeq, a predicted model, not a curated record
CAAGGUCACAGCACUGAGAGAUUGCAUUGAACUUUGAACCAUAGCUGAGGGGUGAGGUAAACAACAGGGCUAUAAAUAUCAGAGUUUCUUGCUGUGGCUUUGUGGAGCUGGGAAGCAAAGAGAAAGGAAACAGACUUGUCUUGUCAGAAGGGGUUGCGACAACCCCAGCAAUGUGGAGGAGCCUGGGACUUGCCCUGGCUCUCUGUUUUCUCCCCUAUGGAGGAACAGAGAGCCAGGGUGAAAACUUCAUUUGUAAGCAACCCCCAGACUGGAGCAUAAGAGAUCAAAAUCCAAUGCAGAACUCCCAUGGUUCAGUGACUGUGGUUGCUCUUCUUCAAGCUAGCUGAUACCUGUGCAUUCUGCAGGCAUCCAGAUUGGAAGACCUGCGAAUAAAAUUGGAAAAAGAAGGAUAUUCUAAUAUUUCCUAUAUUGUUGUUAAUCAUCAAGGAAUUUCUUCUCAAUUAAACUACAUACAUCUUAAAAAUAAGGUUUCAGACCAUAUUCCUGUUUAUCAACAAGAAGAAAACCAAACAGAUGUCUGGACACUCUUAAAUGGAUACAAAGAUGACUUCCUCAUAUAUGACAGAUGUGGCCAUCUUGUAUAUCAUCUUGGUUUGCCUUACUCCUUCCUAACUUCCCCAUAUGUAGAAGAUGCCAUUAAGAUUGCUUACUGUGAAGACAGAUGUGGAAACUGCUCUUUCAGGACUCUUGAAAAUGAAGACUUAUGUAGAAAUGUAUCUUUGCUCACUGUGGAAAAAACAACUGAGGCUCUGCAACCACAUCACCAUCACAACCAUCAGCAUCUUGGGAGCAGUGAGCUUUCAGAGAAUCAGCAACCAGGAGCAGCAGAUACUCCUUCAAACCCCGCUCCUCUAGACCUUCAUCACCAUAAAAAACACAAGGGCCAGUAUAGGCAGGGUAACUCAGAGAGCUGACAGAUGGCAGGAAGUGAAGGUUUACAACUUUCACUUGCACAAAGGAAACUCUGCCAAAAGGGAUGUGUAAAUCAAUUACAGUGUAAGUUGUUCAAAGAUCCACAGGCAGCUUCUAGUAGCUGUUGCUGCCAUUGUCGACAUCUGAUAUUUGAAAAAAGAGAGUCUGCAAUCACCUGACAGUGUGCUGAAAACCUCCCAUCUUUAUGUAGCUGACAGGGACUUAGGGCAGAGGAGAAUGUCAUUGAAUCUUGUCAGUGACGAAUGCCUCCAGCUGCCUGACAAAGAAGUCAGCAGCUUGAUCCCACAGAAGUUGGCACCAGUUGAAGCUGAAAAAAUAAGGCAAAAAAGUGAAAAUGACAUUCAAACUAAAUGUUUAAAAUAAGAUGUACUCCCCAAGUCGGUCUAGACACAAUUUCAUUUCCAGCAUUUUUACAAGUCAUAUAAUUAAUAAUUAGUGAACCAAAGCCAGGAAUUGGAUAAUGUGCAAACAGAGAAAUCUACUAUACUGGUUUCUAAAUUUUAAAUUUUAUGCCAUAGAAAUUUUGACCCAAACAAUAUUUUUAUUAGGAGGCAACUGAAAAGUGAUUGUAGCUUUUGGUUAAUAUGUCUUUCUUUUUCUUUUUCCUAUAUUCUAUUUGCAUUGAUGAGAACAGAAACAUAAACUAUGACCUAGGGGUUUCUGUUGGAUAGUUAGUAAAUUAGAAUGGAGGAAGAACAACAAAGACAUGUUUUCCACUUUUCUUUACUUAUCUCUCAAAAUAAUAUUAUCUUUUAAUCUUACAUUUUUAACUGAUUAAAACUUUAAAGAAAGAGGUGGAUUCUGUUUAAGAUCCAGAAAUACUUAACACAUGACUAUUUUGCUAAGAAAAUAUAUGUGACUACAUUUUUAAUAUCUUCUUACUUUUUUUAUAUCUAAUACUCAUAUCUUGAUUUUUACUAUCAUCUACAAAUAAAGCCUUUGUAUCUUAUUUUCUUUCUUUAACACUGUAUCAUAUUCUUCUGAAUUUGAAGAGUAUUAUACAGUUAUUUGGCUGUCUUGAAAGACGAAAUGGGAAAGAAAAGAAUGUUGUCUAUGUUUUAGACUUCCUAGAGUAUUUCCAUAGUCAAUGAUGGUUUAAUAGGGAAAUUAAACCCUCUAAACUUGAACUCCUUUAUGGAUAAUACUGUUAAGCAAGAAUGUAGUAUGCAGAUGGCUAAGAUAUGGAUGUGUCUAAAUAAACUCAAUAAAAAAGUUUAAA